Molecule: messenger RNA, 1052 nt
Organism: Oryza brachyantha (malo sina)
Lineage: Eukaryota; Viridiplantae; Streptophyta; Magnoliopsida; Poales; Poaceae
Product: enoyl-CoA delta isomerase 2, peroxisomal-like
Exons: 3
Coding region: 39-866 (275 amino acids)
Source: RefSeq, a predicted model, not a curated record
UCAGUUCAUCAGUUUGACUCAAAUCACUCAACACAGCAAUGGUUUUCUGCACGCUGCAACCCUCCCCAAUCAAGGACAUCCUCGUCCUCACCAUGGCCAGCAGCGACGGCCAUCAGUACCUGACCGACGACGCCAUCACGGAGCUCAUCGGCAGCCUCAGGACAGCCCGGGACACGCCGGGGCUCAGGGGCCUCGUCACGACAUCCAGGCUCGGCUCCUUCUGCGACGGCCUCGACGACGGCGCCGGCGCCGGGCGGCUGCCGGAUCGGGAGCAGGCGGCGCGGCUGGCGGCGCGCGUGGGCGAGGCGGUCCGGCUCCUGCUCGAGGUCCCGGCGCCCACCGCGGCGGCCGUGUCCGGCGACGCGACGUCGCUGGGCCUCGCGCUGGCGCUGGCGCACGACCACUGCGUCGUGUGGGAGGGCGCCGCGGUGGGGCUCCCCGAGGCGGCGCGCGGGCGGCCGCUGCCGGGCUACGUGGCGGCGCUGCUCCGCGACAAGAUCGCCUACGCGCGCCUGCGGAAGCUGCUGAUGCUGAGGGCGGAGGCGUGCACCGGCAGGGAGCUCGUCGGCACGUGGUACUCGGCGAACGACCCUGCCGUCGCCGACAGGGAGGUGGUGGCGGCGGAGGCGUGCGAGCUGCUCGAAGGGAUCGACGUCGGCGACGGCAAGAACUACGCGGAGGCGAGGCAGGCGAUGUGGCCGGAGAGCUGCGCCGCCGUUGGCAUCGACAUCACCCUGCCACGGCCGCCGUCUCGUGAGGAAAUACUCCACAAGGAGAAGGAAAGGGAGAAACACGGAGUAUCUGACCUGCACCGGAACAACAAGAAUGCGAAAAGCAUGCAGAUUAAUAUGUGCAAGACCAGCUAGAUGGGCGGUAACAAUAUAAUUAAGAGCCAAAUGAAUCCACGGAUGGAUGGAAAAAAUGAAGACUAGAUGACGGAAAGAACUGCACACUUUGGCAAGUUAUGAACUUUUGAGUGCUUUUCAUGUGUUGUUAUGCGCCACAUUUUUGGUAUAUUACACGUUGUACCAAGAAACUAUAGAUCAAUUAAU